This is a messenger RNA of Oikopleura dioica, 306 nucleotides long. Lineage: Eukaryota; Metazoa; Chordata; Appendicularia; Copelata; Oikopleuridae. The record is from the annotation of a GenBank genome assembly.
AUGGACGACUUGGAAGGACAAUCUCGAUGGAAGAUGAGAUCUUACCUUUUGUCCUUGGCAGACAUCAUCGUUCUUGCUCUUUUUUCCCUCGGCUUGGGUGUGGCGAUUAUGUACCUGAUUGCCUCCGGCAAAUGUGACGAUAACUCAGAAGAAUCUCUCCCAGCAAUGAUGAUUUCGUCUUCUGCGACAGCUUCUACUACGACUACAGCUACUACUUCUACGAUCACAACAACUACUUUUGAUUGCGACCCUCUUCCCAAGACCGACCGUGAAUUUGAUCUGUUUCUCAUUUAUUGCACCGGUUAA